UUUAGUAAUGAUUACAUAACCUAAAUAUAAGUUGAAGUUUUAUUGAAUUCUAUUAUACUUAAUAAUUAGUCAAACUUGAAACAUAAGCAAUGUCGUCCGAAAAUAAUCGGCCGGCGGAAUGCAUUGAAGAUGAGUGGUUGAUUCGAAAUUGUCAAGUUUAUGAUGAAGAAUAUAGUGACUGCACUUCUAUCAAAGCCAGAUUUCAUCAGUAUUUUAUUUUUGGCCACAUGAUAAACUGUUCACAAUGGAAACGAGAUUCAAUUAAUUGCUACAAAUGGACUGAAAAGAAAGACGUCAAUGCUGGGAAAGAACUUAUCGAAUCAGAGAAAGAGAAAAGAAAAGAUAGACUUCUAAAUCAUGUAAGGAACAAUAUAUGGAAAAGAAGGAAAGAACCGCCAGAAAAUUGGAAUUGCCCUCUGCCUGAAUAUUUGCAGAAAGAAUAUGAAAAUUCAUAUCUUAAUGUAAAAUCAAAAGAAAUUAAAGGUGAAUUGCCACCUUCCAUGGAUCUAAAUACAGGAUCAUGUACAAUUUUAUGAGCUGGUGAUCCAAUAGGUUUUUAGUUAAUAAAAAUGCCAGAUUUUUUUAA
This is a messenger RNA of Cylas formicarius (sweet potato weevil), 586 nucleotides long. RefSeq names its product UPF0545 protein C22orf39 homolog. The transcript is spliced from 3 exons. The record is from RefSeq and is a predicted model, not a curated record. NCBI's taxonomy places the organism in Eukaryota, Metazoa, Arthropoda, Insecta, Coleoptera, Brentidae. The coding region runs from base 90 to 536 and encodes 148 amino acids.